Patiria miniata (bat star) is the source of this 2453-nucleotide messenger RNA. Its product is annotated as retinoic acid receptor RXR-alpha-B-like. Gene Ontology annotation, molecular function: nuclear steroid receptor activity; retinoic acid-responsive element binding; zinc ion binding. Gene Ontology annotation, cellular component: nucleus; RNA polymerase II transcription regulator complex. Lineage: Eukaryota; Metazoa; Echinodermata; Asteroidea; Valvatida; Asterinidae. The coding region runs from base 175 to 1581 and encodes 468 amino acids. Gene Ontology annotation, biological process: positive regulation of transcription by RNA polymerase II; response to retinoic acid; retinoic acid receptor signaling pathway. The transcript has 8 exons. The record is from RefSeq and is a predicted model, not a curated record.
AGACUUAGGUAGACUGGCGCGAGGCAUCGUGACCUGGCACAGCGCAAGUGGACGACAAUGUGAAAUUUUGCAGAAAUACAUCCCUCGAAUUGCUUUAUUAAUUGGCAAUUUUCACGUCAUACAUUUUGGAAUUAGAUCUUACACCAAGGCAGAGGCAUCUGCAAGGCAUCCAUCAUGGACGGUAUGUCCAGUAUUGGUAAAGGUCGCCAAUCACCUGACCAGUGUUCACCGGGAUCUGGAUACUAUUCGAUCAACUCCAUAUCGUCCAUCCAGUCCCCCACCAGCACCAUGGGUUCCCCACCCCCGAUGUCAAACUCCCGCAACAUGGGCUCCCCACCCCUCAUCACCUCCCCACCCCCUCUCCACAGCGGUAUGAUGCACUCCCCGGCAAUGCAGUCCCCUACCCUGAGCAGUAUGGGUGGGUCUGUGUCCUCCGUCUCCUCCCAGGAGGACAUCAAGCCUAUGAUUGGACCCUCGGGGAUCCCCACCCACCCGAUGUCUCAGUCCAUGAUGUCACACAUCUCCUUGUCCCCGUCCUCAAUGCUGAAUCAGGGGGCGCACUCCCCGCUAGGAAUGCCGGGCUCCUCCUUGAACAAAGGCAUCUGUGCAGUCUGUGGAGACAGGGCCUCUGGUAAGCACUAUGGUGUCUACAGUUGUGAAGGCUGCAAGGGGUUCUUCAAGAGGACAGUCAGGAAGGAGUUGAGUUACUCGUGUCGAGACGAUCGGAACUGCAUCGUGGACAAACGUCAGAGGAAUCGCUGCCAGUACUGCCGCUACCAGAAAUGCAUUGCCAUGGGCAUGCGCAGAGAAGCUGUGUGUCUUGCAGCUGUUCAAGAGGAGCGACAACGGAAGGAGAAGUGCCAGGGGGAAGGGGAGGUUGAGAGCACUAGCUCCGUCAACAACGACAUGCCGGUAGAGAAAGUGCUGGAGGCUGAACUGGCUGUGGAACCCAACACAGACACAUAUGUCGACACACCGCAUGACCCUGUUACCAACAUUUGCCAGGCAGCGGACAAGCAGCUCUUUACGUUGGUGGAAUGGGCCAAGCGAAUCCCGCACUUCACAGAACUACCUCUGGACGAUCAGGUCACACUCCUCAGAGCUGGCUGGAAUGAGUUACUGAUCGCGGCGUUCUCGCACCGUUCAAUUGCCGUCAAGGACGGCAUUCUCCUGGCCACUGGUCUGCAUGUGCAUCGGAACUCCGCCCAUCACGCAGGCGUGGGCACCAUCUUUGACCGGGUACUGACGGAGCUUGUGGCUAAGAUGAGAGAGAUGAAGAUGGACAAGACGGAACUGGGCUGCCUCAGGGCUAUUGUCCUCUUCAAUCCAGAUGCGAAGAACCUGAACUCAGUGCAGAAGGUGGAGGAGCUGAGGGAGAAAGUCUAUGCCUCCUUGGAGGAAUACUGUCGGAUGCAGUAUCCAGACGAACCGGGCCGCUUUGCUAAGCUGCUGCUGCGUCUGCCGGCGCUACGCUCCAUCGGCCUCAAAUGUCUGGAACACCUCUUCUUCUUCAAGCUGAUCGGGGACACGCCCAUCGACACGUUUCUCAUGGAAAUGCUGGAAGCCCCUAGCAACAGCUGAGCCCAUUGGCUGACGGGAAGACCAAGCUUUGUAUCCGAACAGUCUGUGGUGGUUUGUUUGUUUGUUUAAUUGUUUGUUUUGUUGAUGUCUGGAAAGAAAAAACAACAACAAAAAAAUGUGAUUUGUGGUACACAGAUGCAAUAUAGAAUACAAUCUGUAAAAGGAGGAAAUUUGUCUAGGUACUUUGGGAAUUUUUUUUGCAACACAAGUAGGGCCCUCUUAUGCACAUAUUCUCACUCUCACAGCAAUUACACUAUUUCCACACUUGUAAAAUAUUAGAAAUAUCCACAUGUGUUGUACUGUUCAAAUUCGGAGACUCCUAACAGCAUUUUGACAGCUGGGCUUUGAGAAAUGUGACAUAACUUUUUUUGUCAAUGAAGAAUUCACCCACAAAGGAUCAUGUUUUAAAUCCCUACUUGUGCAUAAUUUGUGAAAUUGUACAUAGGCUAACCCAAUUCAUGUUUCAAAAUAUUCGGUGAAAUUACUUUCGUUAGAUGCUUGAAUUCAGUUACUUUUCCUAGAUUCUAUAUAGAAGCAUGCUUUGAAUAACGUAAUGAAAUCAACUUUGUGUUCUAGUCCAUGGAUCAUUGGUUUUUUUUGUAACAGAAAGUGUGGAUUUGCUUUUCAAUUACACAGCAUGGCUUGAGGAGUUACUUCGUACAGAGUCACUCUUAAAAUAAUGCUCAAUUCAAAAGGUUCCCAAUUUUAGAAGUUGAAAUAUUUUCCAUGUUCAACUUUAAACUAAACAUAAAAUGUUAUCCAAGCCUCUAUUUUAAAAUCUGAAUUGAAUUUUACAGCUUGAUUGUUUCUGAAUCCCCAAAUGUUUAAUUUUGCCAAAGUCGAAGCAGUGAAAAUUUAAUGUGGAGAAUAUG